AUUGUCUCCUUCUUUUACCGUCGGUUACCCGCCAUGUCGGAAAGCGAUUCAGACGAGGGGAUCAAAAAUUCCACCUGGGUCCCUUACAGAGACCGAGAUGAGUGGAAAGACAUCUCCCCAAUCCCCCAGGACGACGGCCCCGGGCCCGUGGUGCAGAUUGCGUACUCUGACGAAUUUCAAGAUGUGUACGACUACUUCCGGGCCAUCAUUGCGAAGGAAGAAGUCAGUGAUCGCGCACUGGAGUUGACGAAAGACGCAGCACGGCUGAAUGCCGCUAAUUAUACUGUAUGGCAUUACAGGAGAAUUCUCUUGAAAGAGCUGAAGAAAGACUUGAAAGAGGAAUUAAAAUACAUCACAGAUAUGAUUGUCUCCCACCCCAAAAACUACCAAGUCUGGCACCAUCGUCGAGUGAUUGUAGAAUGGCUUCAGGACCCAUCACAAGAACUCGAGUUCACCGCCCAAAUCCUGAAAAAGGAUGCCAAGAAUUACCAUACCUGGCAACACAGACAGUGGGUGUUACGUGAGUUUGCAUUGUGGGACAGAGAGCUGGAUUACGUGGACUCGCUCCUACAGGAGGAUCUUAGAAACAACUCGGCCUGGAAUCAACGAUACUUUGUCAUCAACAACACGACCGGGUUUACUGAAGACGUGGUUAAUAAGGAGGUCAGGUACACACAAGAGUUUAUCAAGAAGGCCCCUAACAAUGAAAGUUCUUGGAACUAUUUGAAAGGGGUUCUGAUGGACUUUGAGCUGUAUAAGUACCCCGGCCAACUGGAGUUCUGUCAGCAGCUCUGUGAUGACCGCUACAGAUCUCCAUACCUGAUUGCCUGUAUGAUUGACACAUAUGAAGAGAUGCUGGAGCAGAACUGUGGAGAGCAGAGGGAGGUUCUGGAGAAAGCUGUGUCGCUGUGCCGGUCAUUAGCGGAGGAGUACGACACUAUUCGAUCACAAUACUGGGACUACCUCUCCCGCGUGUUGUCCAAUAAAUACGGCAGUGAAGACGUCACCGCGCAAGAGGCGUCAUGAUAAUCCGAGUCAUGACAGUGUUUUGUCAUGACAACCAGAGACAUUAUAGCAAGGGAAAGAUUAAAGAGUUUUUAGGAUUAGUUUUAUACAAAUGUACAUUGAUGAACAAACACUUCUCCUCCCAGUCUGCUAAUAGGAAAACUUCAU
Messenger RNA from Saccostrea cuccullata (small rock oyster), 1173 nucleotides. RefSeq names its product protein farnesyltransferase/geranylgeranyltransferase type-1 subunit alpha-like. Gene Ontology annotation, molecular function: protein farnesyltransferase activity; CAAX-protein geranylgeranyltransferase activity. The record is from RefSeq and is a predicted model, not a curated record. The transcript is spliced from 9 exons. NCBI's taxonomy places the organism in Eukaryota, Metazoa, Mollusca, Bivalvia, Ostreida, Ostreidae. The coding region runs from base 34 to 1026 and encodes 330 amino acids. Gene Ontology annotation, cellular component: protein farnesyltransferase complex; cytoplasm; CAAX-protein geranylgeranyltransferase complex. Gene Ontology annotation, biological process: protein geranylgeranylation; protein farnesylation.